UGACAUCCACCGUAUCCAGCAUUCUUACACUGACAGUCAUCGCAUGCGACCGCUUCUUCGGCAUUGUUUUCGCUCUAAAAGCACACAUCGCAGAACGGCGUGCUUGGUAUGCCAUUGUCUUGCUCUGGAUUAUCGCCAUUGUGGUGGCAGCACCGCUGCUCUACGUCAGACGCCUCUUCAUGACGAAAUGGGCCAAUCAUACGGAACGAUUCUGUACAGACGAUUGGACUCUCGUUACAAACAGUAUGAACGCGAUGAAGGCAAGACGCAUCUACUACACUUUUGUUUCAAUUGUGCUUUUCUUUGUUCCUGUACUAGUUAUGUCCCUUGCCUACGCCAUGAUUAUUUGGAAGUUGUGGUCGGCGCAGAUUCCAGGUGAGAGGCUGGAAACGGAAAACAGGAACCAACUUAGAGUGAAACGCAAG
Molecule: messenger RNA, 425 nt
Organism: Octopus sinensis (East Asian common octopus)
Lineage: Eukaryota; Metazoa; Mollusca; Cephalopoda; Octopoda; Octopodidae
Product: pyroglutamylated RF-amide peptide receptor-like
Exons: 1
Biological process (GO): neuropeptide signaling pathway
Cellular component (GO): membrane
Molecular function (GO): neuropeptide receptor activity
Source: RefSeq, a predicted model, not a curated record